Molecule: messenger RNA, 1075 nt
Organism: Sus scrofa (pig)
Lineage: Eukaryota; Metazoa; Chordata; Mammalia; Artiodactyla; Suidae
Gene: POU2AF1
Product: POU class 2 homeobox associating factor 1
Biological process (GO): positive regulation of transcription by RNA polymerase II
Cellular component (GO): RNA polymerase II transcription regulator complex
Molecular function (GO): POU domain binding; transcription coactivator activity; DNA binding
Source: RefSeq, marked validated
UUUAAAAAGCCGAGGAAACAGCCGCUGAGCAGGCAGUGGCUACACUGGAGGCAAGCACACCCAGGUCUCACAUUAAAGAAGCCAAACUGUCUGCUUCAAAGAGAAAAGGCAACAUCCUGUCGCAGGCCAUGCUCUGGCAAAAACCCGCAGCUCCAGAGCAGGCCCCGGCACCACCCCGGCCGUACCAGGGUGUGCGCGUGAAGGAGCCGGUCAAAGAGCUGCUGCGGAGGAAACGAGGCCAUGCCAGCAGCGGGGCACCUGUGGCACCAACCGCGGUGGUGCUGCCCCAUCAGCCCCUGGCGACCUACACCACAGUGGGUCCCUCCUGCCUCGACAUGGAGGUCUCUGCUUCCACAGUGACGGAGGAGGGGGCGCUGUGCACCGGCUGGCUCUCCCAGCCCGCCCCGGCCGCUCUCCAGCCCCUAGCCCCGUGGACGCCCUACACUGAGUACGUGUCCCACGAGGCUGUCAGCUGCCCCUACUCAGCUGACAUGUAUGUGCAGCCCGUGUGUCCCAGCUACACGGUGGUGGGGCCCUCCUCUGUGCUGACCUACGCCUCCCAGCCGCUCAUCACCAAUGUCACGACGAGAAGCGCCGCCACACCCACAGUGGGGCCCCAGCUGGAAGGCCCAGAGCACCAGGCACCCCUCACCUAUUUCCCGUGGCCUCAGCCCCUGUCCACGCUGCCCACUUCCACUCUGCAGUACCAGCCUCCAGCCCCAGCCCUGCCUGGGCCGCAGUUUGUCCAGCUCCCCAUCUCCAUCCCUGAGCCGGUCCUUCAGGACGUGGAAGACCCCAGGAGAACCAUCAGCUCCCUGCUUCUGGAGGAAGAGGAUAGUGAUACCUACUCGCUCAACCACACGCUUUCCGUGGAAGGCUUUUAAGGCUGGCUCCCACCUGAAAAUCUUGUUCCCAGAAACUGGGAUUUGAAAAUGACCCUGAGGGAGUUCCCGUGUGGCUCAGCACAUUAAGGAUUCGAGCUGUCACUGCUGUGGUACAGGUUCGAUUCUUCACCUGGGAACUUCUGCGUGCCAUGGGCGAGGCCAAAAAAAUAAAAAUAAAAAUGAGCCUGGGA